This is a messenger RNA of Paramecium primaurelia, 4262 nucleotides long. Lineage: Eukaryota; Ciliophora; Oligohymenophorea; Peniculida; Parameciidae. The record is from the annotation of a GenBank genome assembly.
AUGGCAUUAAAGGAUGAGGAUAUUAAUUCUCAUUUUAAAUUAAAAUACUUAGAACCAAUUAGAAUAAAUAGUGAAUAAUUAAAUCUAAUAGUUGGGACAAUUAGAGAUUAUAAUUUGAUAAAUUUGAAACAAUUUAGUUUAAAAUUAGAAGAGAUUGAUAUAGAAUUAGAGAUUCGAUUUAUAGUUUCAUUAUUUAAUGAAAGUAUUGAAAAUAAGAACAUUAAAAUAGAAUAUAGUUUUGAUUUACAAUCAGGUAUAUUGGUGAAUGAUAAAGUAAGAUUUAGAUAAGUGUUAUUUCAAUUAUUGUAGAAUGCAAUAAAGUAUACUUUUGAAUCAGCAAUAACUAUUACUAUAUAGAAUGAUAAUUUAGAAUGUUUUAUAUCAAUUUCAGAUAAUGGAAUAGGAAUGGUAUUAUAUAUAUAAUAAUAUUAUAUAGACUGAAUAAGAGGCAGAAAAUAUGAAUUCAUUAUUGAAUUCUAAUAAAUUUGUUAAAGUGUCUGAAUAAUCUGUUGGUGUAGGAUUAGGUUUAGGAAUAUCAAAUUAGUUAGUAAAAUAAAUGAGUGGAAAGAAUAAUUCCAUAUAAUUAAAUCGUAAAGACAGAGGUUGUUAAUUUAGUUUUUUUAUAAAAAACCAUUAAUUGGAAAUGUCAAAGGAAAGUAUGAGAAAGUAAUCUUCUGGAUUUGCAAAAAAAAGUAGUUAAACAAUUAGAUUUUUAUCUGUUAAUACAUAUUUUGAAGAUUAAGUAAAAGGAUAAUCCAUUUAGAAAAUCCAAAUCUAAAAGAGUUUAAUUUAAACUCAUUCUAAUUCUCAAUAAUAAUUUAUUAUUCCAUCAAAUAAAAAAAUAUAUGGAUAUCAAGAAAGCAAAAACUAAAGUGAAGAGGAUAGUUUAUCAUCGAUUCAUCCUCCUAUCUUAAGUCCAAAAUUUUAAUAAUCUAUUGUACAAUGCAGUCUUAACAGUGACUGUUGUUCUAGAGUAUUAAUUGUUGAUGAUGAAUACUUUAAUAUACAAUGUUUGAAAUUAUUAAUGACUAAAUAUUAAUCCAAAUGUGAUUCAGCUUAUAAUGGUAAAGAAGCAUUAUAAAUUGUAAAUCAUAAAAAAAAUCAUCCUUGUAAAAAGUGUGGAAAUCAAUAUUAUAGUUUAAUAUUUUUGGAUAUCAAUAUGCCAAUUUUAGAUGGUUAUAAAACUGUCAAAGAACUAAAAAAAUUAAUGAAAUAAUAAAUUAUCAAUAAAGCAUGGUGUAUUGCUAAUACAGGAUUCUGUGAUUUAGAUACAAAACUUAAGAGUUAUGAAGCAGGCAUGGAUUAUUAUUUAACAAAGCCUUUGGAUUAGAAUGAACUUAGAAGUAUGUUAAAUGUACUAUUUCCUAUUAAUGAUUACUGAUUAUAAUAUAUGUUUUAGGUUAUAAAUAUUAAAAAUUAUGAAUAUAUGCCAACUUGAUUCCACUUAAAAAAUAGUAUAAUAUACUCUUAGAAUGAUUAUCCUCUCAUGUGCUUUGAUGUCUACUUUAUUUAUUGGAAUUACAUGUUUAAAAAGUAACAAAUAGAAAUAUUGGGUAUUCAAAUUACUAAUUCUAUAAUCAUUCGCUGAAUCUAUUGAUUUAAUCGGAGCCAUCUCUUUAUCAUUUUAGAGUAAAUGUUAUGAAACCUUAUGUGAUAUCAUUGGAUAUAUUAUGCACUGUUGUUGGUUAACAUCAUUUACUUGUUUGUUACUUUUAUUUUAUUUGUAUUAUUCUGCCCUUCAUGUAUUAAUUAUUACAAAUUAGAUUAAUUCCAAAUAUUAAGCAGUAACUAAUAACAUAAACAAAUUCAUCAUUGUUUGUAUUAUUUGGCCUUACUUAUGGCUCUUGUAUCCAUUACUAAAUGAUUCAAUAGGUCCAACUGGAUGGAAACUAUAUAAUUCAACAGAAAUAUUCUAUUUAUUUUGUGGUUUUGAAGUAUUUUAUAUUUUUAAACUUUAGGAAGAUGAAAUUAUUUUCCUUAUCUUUUGGUCUAUACCCUUAUGGUUAAUAUUUUUAAGUGUUCUAAUUUUGAGAUAGAAAGUAUCCAAUUAUAAAUUCAAUAGAUUAGUUCUCGAAUUAAAACCCUAAUUUUCGAAGAAUAAAUUAGUAGCAUUGAAUUAGAUAUCAUAAAGAAAGUGGCAGACUUUUCAAUUAUUUAUGUAAUCUUUUGGUUAACAAAUUAAUUUGUUAAGUAAAUAAAUUAAUAUAUUAAAAAUUAGAUAUGUACAAUUAUUAUAUGAUGGAUAUACUCAACACAUUAUAUUAUACACCUUGUUUGUGUUAAUGUAUUUGUUGUUUGAAAUUCAUUUAGUCAUAAUUGCAGUCCUAUUUUAUAGAAAUUAUAAGUAAUUAUGUAGAAUAUAAAAUAUAUAGUUAAGUUAUUGACAUUAAAUCAAUUUGGUCAUUAAAAAAAUAGAAGAAUUUAAAAGUAAAGAAUGAUGAGUAAUUAAUUUGAUUUUUAUGUUGUAAAUAAUUUAAUGUUUUAAUAUAAUAUUGAUGACUAUUCAGCAUAUAUGAUAUCUCAUGAUCAAAUUAGCUUAACUUAUAGAGGAGAAAUGUAAUAUGCUAGAAAAUAUUAGAACAAAAGAUAUCUAUCAAUUCAAAUUUUUAGAAUUUGACAAUUUAGAAGAAAUAUUAUUUUUAAAAUAAGAAGAAACAGCAGUCUCUUUACCUUGGGUUAGAACAAUAAUUGUUAAUUUCUGGAAUGUACCAACAGAGAAUUACACUUUAUUUAAUAUAUAUGAGGGAAUCAAGAUUUUAUUUGACAUGGACAUAAUCAAAGAUUUGUAAGAAGUUUAAUUUAAGUUCUUCUCCAAUGAAUAAAUUUAAGCAUUGAUCAAAUUUAAAUGGUUAUAAUCUGAAAAUACUAAUUACUUUUAUUUCGAAAUACAAGAAGAGGUAUUAUUUAAUUAUGAAACCAUUUAGAAUUAGUAUGAAUUAACACUCUAAUGGAGAGAUUCAUUAUAAAUUGAUGAAUGUGUUAAGAAAGAAUUAGAGAAAUAAUUUUAAAGGAAGAAUUUAUUCAAAAUAUUAAAUAAAAUAGGUGAUUAUAGGUAUGAUAAUAUUAUGAUAAUUAGUAAUAUCUAUGAUUUAUAAGAGUUAUUUAAUUUGAUUUUGGAUAAUCAUUAUGAUACUCUAUAUGUUUAUUUUCCAUCAAUAAUCAAAUUAAAAAUUUAUACUAAAAUAUUUGAAGAGAGUUAAGAAUAAAUUAGAUCUGUAGAAUUAUUCAUUCAUAAUUAAUGGUUUAAGGAAAGAUAGGAUAAUUUGAUAGCUUAAUUUGAGAUAUUACAUACUCAAAUUUAAAAAUCUAUGAAAGAUUUAAAUGAAGAAAUAAUUUUAGAUUAUGCCUUAAUUUAUGAUGAAGAUCAAAUUAAUUGUUCUGAAUUAAUGAGUAAGAUUAAUUCUUUGAUUAUUAAAAUAUUAUUAACAAAUAAUAAGAAAAUUCAAUCAAUUUUAUUGUCUUUGAUGCCAUUAGAAAUUCAUUUUGAAUUGGAUAUUAAGAAAUUAGAAUUAAAUUUAGAUAUUAAUUUACAUCAUGAAGAUCCAUAAGAUAUAUAUUAAGAAGGAUUAAUAAUUUUAUUAUAAACAAUCACAACUUUUUAAUUGUUUUAAUCUUUAAAAGUUAAUAUCCAAUAAGAAAAUGAUUCAAAUAAUAUAAAAUUUCUUUUAUUCUCUUUCAUUAUGAUGAUUCAUUAAUUUUAAUAAACAUUAAAAAAUAAAGGCACAUUUACAUACAAUAAUUAUUCAUUAAUUCCAAGAUAUCAUUCAGUUUGUUCAAAAGGAAUGAUAAAUUAUUUAAUUUCAGAGAAGAAGUAAUAAAAAUGAUGUUUUAUAGUUAGAUCAAUUUAUGAAAUCAAUUAGAAAGAUUAUCUUGAUAUUGAAUAAGAAAUGGAAUGCUUUAUUUAAUAUAUCAGUUAUUAUGCUUAAGAGAGUAAUUCAAUAAUAAUUUCUUGUGAUUUAUAUGAAUUAAAUAAAUCUAGUAAGUAAGGUUAUGAUAGAUUGAUUUAAUAAUUAAUAUAAUAGAAUAGAGUAUUGGAAUUUGGCAUAUUAGAUAAUUGUAAUAGAGAUCAAAAAUAUUAUGAAAGAGUAGUUUAAUACUUAUUAUUACCACUUAUAAAAUAUUAUAGAUUAAAGAAGAGAACAUUAUAUACAUUAUUGAUGAUAGAUAAAAGAUUUAAGGAUAGAAUGAAAUGGGAGAAUAUAAAAGAAGUGAUUAAUUAUUUACCAAAUGAAUAUGAAUGUAUGUUACAUUUAUAAAAUUGA